This is a messenger RNA of Caenorhabditis sp. 36 PRJEB53466, 1170 nucleotides long. The record is from the annotation of a GenBank genome assembly. NCBI's taxonomy places the organism in Eukaryota, Metazoa, Nematoda, Chromadorea, Rhabditida, Rhabditidae.
AUGAUGUACGUGAUUAUGUGGUCGCAUCGAGACGACUACAAUAUCAGUCCGUUUUGGACCAUCUACACGAUCGAUUGCGUUUUUGUGAGUUUUCUGCGUUCCAAUUUUGCGCCCCAUCUUUGUAGGUUCAUAUCUUUCGAACCAGCAACCGUAUCAAAAAGUGGUCAACUGAAAAAUUGUUGGAAAUUUUGUCCUCUACAACUUUGUAGUUGAUCAUUUUAUCCCAAAAUGUCUCCGUCUAAAGUUAUGCGUCUAGUUAUUGUUGUAACGGCGCUAAAGCCAUUCUUGUCGUGAAAAGUGGACAAAAAAGGUGAUUCAGGGAGCCAUCCACAUCUUCUUCGACAUUUUCUACUUUCGUCUGACGAUUUUCGUGCCGCAAGUCUGCGAAUCCUUCUCGUUUUUCCUCCGCUCCAACCCGUUUCUCAUCCACAUCUCCUUCCCCCUCUGGUAUUAUCUUCAUGUCGGACGAAUGUUGACGCAAGUCUUUAUUUGUGUCGAACGAUGUUGUUUCAAUUUGAUGACACCCAAAAACUAUCGAAAACUCUGGAUAUCCAGAGAGAAAAUGAUGAAUUUCGUCGUUGCCACCAUCUUCACAUUCCCGUUUUCGAUUAUUUGGAACAUUUUGAUAUCGGAAAAGUAUAUUCAGUACUAUUACGGCGGAUUUUCACCCGGAUACGCGAGACGCGUCAACUGGGCGAGUUUAUCCAAGAGUUUUCCAUUUUUAUCCCAUAAAUAUUGUCGCUUCAGUUCAGCACAACCGCGUGGCAAUUGUCGUACAUGCAAGUGUCCAUGACCAUCGUAAUCCUCACAAAUAUUGUGCUCAUCUCGAAUUGGGCACUCAAGCGACGAGUGCGUCCGGGUAUCGAAUGUCGGAUAAGUUUAUCGAUAUCCAUCGAAUAUUUGUGUGUCGGUCUCGUCUUUUGCUACCUUCACAUUCGAAAAUUCGCCUUCGACGACAACAACUUCAUCUACGUGCUCGUCUUUUUCACUUGGGACGCAUUCAAUUGUCUGUGAGUUCGGCUGCUCUUCGAUAUUCAUCGAUAAAAGUGUUGAUAAGUGUGGAUAAACGUUUUCAGAAGUCCCAUUAUAAUGACAACGUUUAAUGGUCAUUUGAGGAAACAAGUGUUUUCGAGCGAGCCCAUCGAUGACGACAUUUUCCAUCCCCGCUAG